Molecule: messenger RNA, 1248 nt
Organism: Anneissia japonica
Lineage: Eukaryota; Metazoa; Echinodermata; Crinoidea; Comatulida; Comatulidae
Product: EF-hand calcium-binding domain-containing protein 11-like
Exons: 6
Coding region: 61-651 (196 amino acids)
Cellular component (GO): cytoplasm
Molecular function (GO): calcium ion binding
Source: RefSeq, a predicted model, not a curated record
AUGAACUAUCCCAAUAAUGGUAGGUCUAUAAAGGUUUGAAAAUUUAUUUUUUUAUUGGGGAUGAGAAGCAAGAACAGAUCACAGUUUACUAUUAUGUGGUUUAGCGCCACCAACGUCACCCAGAGUAGACUUAUCAGCUGCAUUUUUGAAUGUGUGGAAAAUGUAAACAAUCUUUUUUGUGCUCAAAUCAUGUCCUACACAUUCCACCAUAGAGACAUUUUGCCACAGCAAAGUAAACCUGAACAAUAUUACCACUUGAAACAGGUUUUCUUUGAAUCUGAUAACAACCAGAAAGGCUUCCUUGAUCGUGAAGAUCUGAAAGUUGCUGUACUAUCGCUACUUGGUUACAAGCCGUCAAAGAUUGAAGUUGAUGAGAUACUUGGCUCCAAGGAAGGAAUAACACUUCAGUGUUUUAUGGAUGCCAUGCUACCAAAGCUUGCAGCUGAAGAUGAAGACGACCAAAUACGACAAGUUUUCAUGUCUUUUGACAUGCAAUGUAAAGGGUUCAUAACUGCUGGGGAUCUUGAGAGAGUGUUCUCGGAAGUUGCUCCACACAUUCCAAGACAUCUCAUUCAAGCUGCUUUCAGUUUUGAAAAUUAUAGGGGGACCCAGGCCGGUUGGACUCCAAUUGUAUCUGCCACUGCAUACUAAGUCAUGGAGACAGGAAGUGGAUAGGAGCAAGGUGAGAAAAGUCAAUAUUGUCAAGUGAUUGGUUUAAAUGUUGAAGGAUCAAUAUUUCUGUAGUAAAAAGAAAAAAAAAUGGGAAAGAGAAGAGAUUACAAAGAAAACAUUUUAUUGUGUUUUGUUCUGUGUUCUUUGUUUUUUGUAUGGAGGGGUUACUACUUCCUGACUCGGGGCAGCGUCUUUUUCUGUUGCAAUCUAAUAACUGUAGGCCUGAAGGGGGCUGAAGCAGCAGCUAUUGUCGACUUUUCCUGUGUGUUUCUGCGUAUACGCAGUACAGUAGUUGAAAGCGACACUGCCUCGACAUCGGUUAUGUUAAAUCCCUCUCUUGAAGCAACAAACCAAAAUAUAUACCUUGUGUUGAGUGUACACAAAAUCAUUUACUAAAACAAUAUACAUUAAUACUUAAAUUAUUAUCAUAUACAGAUGAAAACUAAAAGCUUGCAGAUCGAUGACGCACACUGAUGCAUACACCCCAACGGGGUCCUCUGCACCUGUCAGUAUCGUGUCGUCCAGCUUUACUGUGGCGCACCCCCCCCCCUUUUUUUGCUAAAUCCUGUAUCCGCC